GCCGGCAUGCGGCGCCCCGGGCCCCGCCUGUGGCUGCCGCUGCUGCUGGCGGGGUCGUGCGCCGCCAUCGGCUCCCCGGACGCGGGGCGCGCCGCGGACGGCCGCUGCCAGCCCGUGGAGAUCCCCAUGUGCCGCGAGGUCGGCUACAACAGCACGCGCAUGCCCAACCUGCUGGGCCACGAGGACCAGCGCGAGGCGGCCAUCCGGCUGCACGAGUUCGCGCCGCUGGUGGAGUUCGGCUGCCACGGGCACCUGCGCUUCUUCCUGUGCUCGCUGUACGCGCCCAUGUGCACCGAGCAGGUCUCCGCGCCCAUCCCCGCCUGCCGCGUCAUGUGCGAGCAGGCCCGGCUCAAGUGCUCGCCCAUCAUGGAGCAGUUCAACUUCCGGUGGCCCGACUCGCUGGACUGCAGCCGGCUGCCCAACAAGAACGACCCCAACUACCUGUGCAUGGAGGCGCCCAGCAACGGAUCCGACGAGCCGGGCCGGGGCGCGGGCCUCUUCCCGCCGCUCCUCCGGCCGCAGCGGCCCCAGGAGCCCCCGCCCAGGGACGGGGGCCCCGGCCGCGCCGGCUGCGCCAACCCGGGCAAGUUCCACCAUGUGGAGAAGAGCGCGUCGUGCGCGCCGCUGUGCGCGCCCGGCGUGGACGUGUACUGGAGCCGCGAGGACAAGCGCUUCGCCGUGGUCUGGCUGGCCGUCUGGUCCGUGCUCUGCUUCUUCUCCAGCGCCUUCACCGUGCUCACCUUCCUCAUCGACCCCUCCCGCUUCCGGUACCCCGAGCGCCCCAUCAUCUUCCUCUCCAUGUGCUACUGCGUCUACUCCGUCGGGUACAUCAUCCGCCUCUUCGCGGGCGCCGAGAGCAUCGCCUGCGACCGGGACAGCGGGCAGCUGUACGUCAUCCAGGAGGGGCUGGAGAGCACCGGCUGCACCCUGGUCUUCCUGGUGCUCUACUACUUCGGCAUGGCCAGCUCCCUGUGGUGGGUGGUCCUGGCGCUCACCUGGUUCCUGGCGGCUGGCAAGAAGUGGGGCCACGAGGCCAUCGAGGCCCACAGCAGCUACUUCCACCUGGCGGCCUGGGCCAUCCCGGCCGUGAAGACCAUCCUGAUCCUGGUCAUGCGCAGGGUGGCAGGGGACGAGCUCACCGGUGUGUGCUACGUGGGCAGCAUGGACGUGAACGCCCUCACCGGCUUCGUGCUGGUCCCGCUGGCCUGCUACCUCGUGGUCGGCACCUCCUUCAUCCUCUCGGGGUUCGUGGCCCUGUUCCAUAUCCGCAGGGUGAUGAAGACAGGCGGGGAGAACACGGACAAGCUGGAGAAGCUCAUGGUGAGGAUCGGCGUCUUCUCCCUGCUCUACACCGUGCCGGCCACCUGCGUGAUCGCCUGCUACUGCUACGAACGCCUCAACGUGGACUACUGGAAGGCGCUGGCCGUGCAGCACAAGUGCAGGGUGGACAACCAGACCAAGUCGCUGGACUGCGUGCUGGCCGCGUCCAUCCCCGCCGUGGAGGUCUUCAUGGUGAAGGUGUCCAUGCUGCUGGUGGUGGGCAUCACCAGUGGGGUGUGGGUCUGGACCUCCAAGACGCUGCAGUCCUGGCGGCACGUGUGCGGCCGCCGGCUGGGCCGGAAGGGCCGCCGGAAGCCAGCCAGCGUGCUCACCGGGGGCAGCGGCGGGAUUUACAAAAAAGCCCAGCACCCCCAGAAGCCACAUCUGGGCAAGUACGAGCUCCCUGCCCAGCCCCCCACCUGCGUGUGA
This is a messenger RNA of Dipodomys spectabilis (banner-tailed kangaroo rat), 1749 nucleotides long. It is a transcript of the gene Fzd10, whose product is annotated as frizzled class receptor 10. Gene Ontology annotation, cellular component: plasma membrane. The record is from RefSeq and is a predicted model, not a curated record. Gene Ontology annotation, molecular function: Wnt receptor activity; Wnt-protein binding. Bases 7 to 1749 code for a protein of 580 amino acids. The transcript has a single exon. Lineage: Eukaryota; Metazoa; Chordata; Mammalia; Rodentia; Heteromyidae. Gene Ontology annotation, biological process: non-canonical Wnt signaling pathway; canonical Wnt signaling pathway.